AUGGGAUUUUUCAAAGCAUCCGGCCUUCGCAAAGAGUGCGACAAGGCAGCUCAAAUUCUGAAAAGCUUUGUUGACAAAGGCAAGAUACCCAAGCAAGCCAUCGCGGACGCAAAAGGUGUGGCUAUCUUCACUGGCUUCCGCGCUGGGAUGUACCUGGCAGGCGCGGGAGGCUCAGGUGUCGUUGUCGCGCGUCUUCCUGAUGGGAGCUGGUCGCCACCAUCAGCCUUCUCGGUCCGAUCCGGCAGCUUUGGUAUUGUGUAUGGUGUGGAUGUGUAUGACUGCGUGUGCGUGCUUAAUACGCAAGCCGCUGUGGAAGCCUACGCAAAGACAGAAGUGAGCCUUGGCGGCGCAGUUGCUCUUGCAGCAGGACCCAUAGGAGUCACCACCAACACGAGGAAUGACAAGCCAGUCUGGGUCUACACAAAAUCGCGAGGUCUUUUUGGUGGUUUGACAGUGGACGGUACCGUCAUCAAAGAGAGACCAGAAACCAACGCCAAUUUCUACGGCUCAAAGAUCACCAGCGAACAGAUCUUGAAGGGCGAGGUUGCACCUCAGGAUGGAGUUACUAAGUGGCCUGUAGCAGCGACGCAGCUGACUGAGGUCCUUAGAAUGGCUGAAGGGAAGGCUGUUGAUUUGACGGUGCUCCAAGAAAUCGGCACCGAACCCACGCCUGGCGAUUUGCAAGAAUAGAAGCGAUUGAGAGAUGGGAUUUGGAGGCUGAGUAGUACAG
Hyaloscypha bicolor E is the source of this 730-nucleotide messenger RNA. Its product is annotated as DUF500-domain-containing protein. Lineage: Eukaryota; Fungi; Ascomycota; Leotiomycetes; Helotiales; Hyaloscyphaceae. The coding region runs from base 1 to 690 and encodes 229 amino acids. The transcript is spliced from 2 exons. The record is from RefSeq and is a predicted model, not a curated record. Gene Ontology annotation, molecular function: phosphatidylinositol binding.